AUGAUCACGGCGGCUGUUCCUGUUCGCCUCCUCAUUAUUAUUGUUCUUUCUCUUUUCACCCUUACCUUCUCCAUAACCGAAAAUGAGGCUCUCCUCAAACUCAAAGAUUCUUUUUUAUCAACUGGUGUCUUGGAUUCUUGGGUUCCACACACCAAUGCUUGUAAGGAUAAGUGGGCUGGUGUCGUUUGUUCCAAAGGAGCGGUUUCAGGAAUUAAUCUUCGAGAUAUGGCUAUCGGGGGAGUUAUCGACGUUGAUGCCUUAAACGAGAUUUCUGGCCUUAGAACCAUUGGUUUCCAGAACAAUUCUUUCUCAGGUCGCAUCCCGGAUUUCAAUAAGCUUGGUGCGUUGAAGGCUCUUUUCUUGUCAAAAAAUCAGUUUUCGGGUGAUAUUUCAAGUGAAUUUUUUUCCCGCAUGACAUCUAUGAAAAAACUUUGGCUUGAUAAUAACAAAUUUACGGGAAAAAUACCCGAUUCCGUAACGAAACUACCCAAUCUCAUAGAACUCCAUCUUGAAGGCAACCAAUUCUCAGGUCCAAUUCCAGCACUGAAACAAACCACAGCCAUUACAUCGUUGGACCUCUCAUACAACAAACUGGAAGGAGAAAUCCCGGAAAGCUUUUCAAGAUUCCCCGCUGAUUCAUUUCGAGCAAAUGAUAAACUUUGCGGAAAACCACUAAAUAAUAAUUGCACUACAAAAGUAAACCAUUCAUCGACGCCUGAAGGGCCUGGACCGCUACCCAGCGAACAAGCAAAUUCAUCUGGUGAGGUCGGAACCGAUGAGAAGAGCCACAAGUUGGUGGUGGCAGCUGUAAUGCUUGCGUUUCUGAUAUUUUUCAUGGUGAUGUUUGUACUCUAUGCAAGGUAUAAGGAACGCGAUGAUUUUCGCGUGUUGGAAAAGGAAGACCUUAAUGAUGAGAUGGAACCUCGCGUACCUGGUGGUGAAAGCACCAUGGGAAAGCGUGGCUCGAAAUCAUCAAACCGUGGGGGAAAAUCAAUCGGUACUGAUCUGGUGAUGAUAAAUGAUGAGAAAGGUCCGUUCGGGUCGUCGGAUUUGAUGAGGGCGGCGGCUGAGGUGCUAGGCAGUAGUGGUUUGGGAUCUUCCUAUAAGGCUGCAGUGGACAAUGGAUUGACUGUGGUGGUGAAGAGGAUGGGAGAGAUGAAUAGAAUCGGAUCAAGAGAUGAUUUUCACGCUGAAAUGGAAAGAUUGGGGGCAUUAAAACAUCCUAAUAUAUUGACGCCUUUGGCCUACCAUUACCGCCGUGAAGAUAAGCUCAUUAUCUCUGAAUACAUUCCUAAAGGCAGCUUAUUAUACCUCCUCCAUGGUGAUCGCGGGAUUGGUCACGCUGAGCUGAAUUGGCCUACCCGUCUGAAGAUAAUCAAGGGAAUUGCAAGUGGAAUGGGUUUCAUUCAUUCAGAGUUUGCAUCGUAUGAACUGCCGCAUGGAAAUCUCAAGUCCAGCAAUGUUCUUCUGAACGAAAAUUAUCAGCCAUUACUAACGGACUAUGCCUUUCAUCCACUAAUCAAUCGACACAUUGCAACACAAGCAUUGUUUGCGUACAGAACCCCGGAGUAUAUUGAAAAGCAGCAAGUUUGUCCCAAGUCUGAUGUUUAUUGUGUGGGGAUUAUCAUUCUUGAAAUUCUGACAGGAAAGCUUCCAAGUCUAUAUCGGAACAAUGGGAAAACUGAUGUUUUGGACUGGGCCCGUUUGGCUAUAUCUCAGGGGAGAGAAAUAGACUUAAUCGAUCCAGAUAUAGCAAGUACAUCAUCGCUUGGUAUGAUGGCGCGACUCCUCCAGAUUGGGGCUGCUUGCACUGAAAGUAAACCUGAGCAUCGACCAGACAUAGGUGAAGCCAUAAGGAAGAUAGAAGAAGUACAAGUUUGA
Messenger RNA from Pistacia vera, 1881 nucleotides. RefSeq names its product pollen receptor-like kinase 3. The coding region runs from base 1 to 1881 and encodes 626 amino acids. Gene Ontology annotation, biological process: protein phosphorylation. The transcript has 2 exons. Gene Ontology annotation, molecular function: protein kinase activity; protein binding; ATP binding. Lineage: Eukaryota; Viridiplantae; Streptophyta; Magnoliopsida; Sapindales; Anacardiaceae. The record is from RefSeq and is a predicted model, not a curated record.